AACCAGACAGCACUAGAAUGGCGAGCCGAAAGAGUACCAAGCGUACCAUCAGCCACGAUGAGGACGAAUUCGACUUGAGUGGCAGUCGCAGAACCAGUCGUCGCACGUCAGAUGAAUCUGCAGGCACAUCCACGGUCGUUCAGCCGGCUGCGCUGGACAAGAUUAUUCAUGCGGCGUCGAAAACCACAGCUACUGCUGCAACCGGGCGACGCCGGCCAGCUCCAGCGGAUGACAAUGAUACACGAGAUGCACCUGCCGUUGUGGAUCCGCCGCACAAGAAGGCGCAAUUGUUCAAAAAGCCCACAGCGCCGAUGCUCGAGCUGCUUGAGCCUCGAUCGCACGACACGAGCUUUGAUUCGCCUUCCGUUGCGCCGCAAAGUGCCCGUCGAUCGAGCUUUGUGAAUGGUCGCACUCCCCGAAAAAUGCUGAACGCCCCAGCUCCAAUGCAGGUCCCGUCGGGUGCUCAGCCCACCACAAGCGCUGCAGGAACCUCAGGCACCGCAAGCACAGCAAGCAAAGUAUCAACGCCUGGCUUUGACAGGCCGCUGUUUGAGCCCAUCAGCGCCCUUCCGAAUCUUGCCGAGGAUAUUCCCACCUCCAUGUCGAGCGAAGAGCGAUUUGACCAGCUUCUCACAGAAAGUCUUCGAUACGGCCUGCGUGCUCUUGACGACGGCGAAGCGAACACGGCACAGCUUUCUCGGUCUGAAUUGCAGGACUUUGCAGAGGCACACCACCGAGAAUGGCUCAACGACAAACACACAAUGGCUUUGCAAGCUGAAGCGCGGCUUGCACCCGUGCUCAAACCUUGUGCAGAGAAUGAAUCGUUGCGCGAGCAGAUUGGGCUGUUCCAAGAAGGUCUUGAGCGACUGAUUCAAGAGGAGUCGUUCUGGAAGCAAGCCAUGGAAAGUCCGUUCACCAUGUCACCACUCGAGUCUGUGCCGCUUGUGCUUUCAGAAAGCGAUAGUGCACAUCUUGCACGUCGCCAGGAAGUCGCCCAACUUCGAGCACAAAUUCAACAAAGCGAGGAAAUGUUGGCUCUGCAGUUGUGCCAAUUCAACCGAGCGGUGCGCAUCCUGCAAGAUGCUCAAUCCCGCAACCACCAGCUUUGCGACGAAAUCACCCACGAUGUCGUUCAACGAACGUUUGCCGGAAUCCCGCACGUUGACGACGCGCGCUCGCUCAUCCGAAACGUGCUUGCGCCCAUGGCCGUCUAAAAAAAAAAACCCCGACACCCACCCAAUCUGAAAAUAGUGCUGUUUCGUUUCAUUGUAUGUGUCUUGUAC
Messenger RNA from Capsaspora owczarzaki ATCC 30864, 1283 nucleotides. RefSeq lists its product as hypothetical. Bases 18 to 1214 code for a protein of 398 amino acids. The record is from RefSeq and is a predicted model, not a curated record. The transcript is spliced from 7 exons. Lineage: Eukaryota; Filasterea; Ministeriida; Capsasporidae.